CGCGCUGAUCAGAGCCGCUGGCCAAGACAUGCGAAGGCGGAUUCAGGGGUUGGCCGUGGUGACUUCGGACCUGAGCCCCCUUCCGAUCUGCGGAGAUGGGCCACAGGCUCGGCCGAGGAAGGAGUUAGUGGCUUUUCACCUUCAGAGCUGCAGAAAGGGAGGGAUGGAGGAUGAACACGAGCCGUCGUUACAGCCUCGGACUCAGUUCCAGGGCAGGGUCCUGCUCCUGACCAUCUGUGCGGCUGGCAUUGGUGGGACUUUUCAAUUUGGCUACAACCUCUCCAUCAUCAAUGCCCCGACUUCGCACAUUCAGGAAUUCACCAAUGAGACGUGGCGGAUGCGAACCGGCCGGCCGCUGCCCGACCAGCUGGUCCCGCUCCUGUGGUCCCUCAUCGUGUCUCUGUACCCCGUGGGUGGCCUUCUGGGAGCGCUGCUUGCUGGCCCCAUGGCCAUCACACUGGGAAGGAAGAAGUCCCUGCUGGUGAAUAACAUCUUCGUGGUGGCCGCAGCGACACUGUUUGGCUUCAGCCGCAGAGCAGGCUCCUUUGAGAUGAUCAUGCUGGGACGGCUGCUCGUGGGUGUCAGCGCAGGUGUGAGCAUGAACGUCCAGCCCAUGUACCUGGGGGAGAGUGCCCCCAAGGAGCUCCGAGGGGCUGUGGCCAUGACCUCAGCCAUCUUCACCGCCCUGGGGAUCGUGAUGGGUCAGGUGGUUGGACUCAGGGAGCUCCUGGGUGGCCCGCAGGCCUGGCCUCUGCUGCUGGCCAGCUGCCUGGUGCCUGGGGUGCUCCAGCUGGCCUCCCUGCCCCUGCUCCCCGAGAGCCCGCGCUACCUCCUCAUUGACUGUGGAGACUCCGAGGCCUGUCUGGCAGCGCUGCAGCGGCUGCGGGGCCCCGCGGACCUGGCCGGGGAGCUGGCCGAGUUGGAGCGGGAGCGCGCCGCCUGCCAGGGCCGGCGCGCGCGACGCCCGUGGGAGCUGUUCCGGGACCGCGCGCUGCGGAGGCAGGUGGCGAGCCUGGUGGUGCUGGGCGGGGUCAUGGAGCUGUGCGGGAACGACGCGUGUGUGGUGAUCGAGAGGGUGGGCCGACGGAUGCUGCUGAUGGGGGGGUACGGCCUGAUGACCUGCUGGGGGAGCGUCUUCACAGCGGCCCUGUGCCUGCAGAGCUCCCUCCCCUGGAUGCCCUACCUGGCCAUGUCCUGUGUCUUUGCCUUCAUCCUCAGCUUUGGCAUUGGCCCUGCCGGAGUGACCAGGAUCCUGGCCACAGAGCUGUUUGACCAGAUGACCCGGCCUGCUGCUUACAUGGUCUGCGGGGCGCUCAUGUGGACCAUGCUCUUCCUAGUCGGGCUGGGGUUCCCCUUCAUCAUGAGGCAAGAGCUUCGUGGACAUCUCAGAGGAAUUGCACAGACUCAACUUCCCUGGGGUGGAGCCAGGGCCCCACGUGGACGGGCCGGAGGUCAUCCGGUCCACAGAACUCUAGCUCAGCAGGUUUGGCUGGGGCCCAGCCGGCUGCUGCUCUUCCCUCGGGCCCUCUCCAUUCACCAGCCCUGCAUCCCCUUGUUUAAUGGGUGCUUGUUGAGCACCUACUGUGUGCAGGCCUGGUGUUUAGCCAUCAGCGGUGAGCUGGAGAGAUGGGGUCUGGGACCUCUCGGUGCUCCCUGUCUGGAGGCAGUUAACAGGAAACCAAUAAAAACACAAUUACAAACUUGGGUGGGACUUCCCUGCCAGUCCAGUGGUUAAGACUUCGCCUUCCAAUGCAGGGGGUGCGUGUUCGAUCCCUGGAUGGGGAGCUAAGAUCCCACAUGCCUCGCAGCCAAAAAACCAAAACAUAAAACAGAAGCAAUAGUGUAACAAAUUUUUAAAAUUUUCUUUUUUUCUUUAUUUAUUUUUGACUGCAUUGGGUCUUCAUUACGGCGAGCGGGCUAGCGGUUCUAGCGGCGGCGAGCGGGGGCUACUCUUCGUUGCGGUGCGUUGGCUUCUCAUUGCGGUGGCUUCUC
Messenger RNA from Balaenoptera acutorostrata (minke whale), 1992 nucleotides. It is a transcript of the gene SLC2A11, whose product is annotated as solute carrier family 2 member 11. The record is from RefSeq and is a predicted model, not a curated record. The transcript is spliced from 11 exons. Gene Ontology annotation, cellular component: membrane. Lineage: Eukaryota; Metazoa; Chordata; Mammalia; Artiodactyla; Balaenopteridae. Gene Ontology annotation, molecular function: hexose transmembrane transporter activity. Bases 29 to 1735 code for a protein of 568 amino acids. Gene Ontology annotation, biological process: monosaccharide transmembrane transport.